CAGGCGCGGCGACUGAGGCCGAGCGGAGAGCGGGCGAGGCGGACACCGCUACACGCUGGCGAGCGAUAGGCCGGCGGAGGCACAGGCACCCGAACCACACAUUAAGUAUGGAAGCCAUCGCCAAGUACGAUUUUAAGGCCACGGCCGACGAUGAGCUGAGUUUUAAGCGCGAAGACAUCCUGAAGGUUUUAAAUGAAGAAUGUGAUCAGAACUGGUACAAGGCUGAGCUGAAUGGAAAAGACGGCUUCAUCCCAAAGAAUUACAUUGAAAUGAAACCACACCCGUGGUUUUUUGGGAAAAUCUCUAGAGCAAAGGCAGAGGAACUGCUCAGCAAACAGAGGCACGAUGGAGCCUUUCUCAUACGAGAAAGCGAAAGUGCGCCCGGCGACUUCUCACUCUCAGUCAAGUUUGGAAAUGACGUACAGCAUUUUAAAGUAUUGCGUGAUGGAGCAGGGAAGUACUUCUUGUGGGUAGUGAAGUUUAAUUCGCUGAAUGAACUGGUGGAUUAUCACAGAUCAACAUCUGUGUCUCGGAACCAACAGAUCUUCCUGCGUGAUAUCGAGCAGGUCCCUCAGCAACCCACAUACGUGCAGGCACUCUUCGACUUUGACCCGCAGGAGGAAGGUGAGCUCGGCUUCCGCCGUGGUGACUUUAUCCAGGUUCUAGACAACUCAGACCCCAACUGGUGGAAGGGCAGUUGCCACGGGCAGUCAGGCAUGUUCCCUCGCAACUAUGUCACUCCAGUCAACAGAAACAUUUGAUGGACAGCAGUGCUGAAACCUGAAGGCAAUCACGGCUCCCCCGUGAACUUAACAGUCUGUAUGGAACUUCAAACUAGAGCGCCAAAACCAAUUCUGAGGUGGAACAGAAAAGCUGAGCGAUUUUACCAAUAGGUUUCCACAGCUGCUUCCCCCUCUUCUCUAACCCAUCCUUCCCCUCUUCUCUUCCCUCCCCUUGUAAAUCUGUGCAUGGAUUAUAAUUCCAUUACUCUAAUCCUGUUGUAGAAUUUAAAUGUUUUUUCUCUAUGCAAAUAUUGGAUAAUCUUAUCAGCAAUGUAACACAGGCCAGAGGUCAGUAAAAGUCCUUGCAUUUGGGGCUUUUCAAAAGAAAACUAAUCAUUCUUGGCCUUGUUCAUUUCCAUUUGGAAUUCCUGCUUUUUUUUCUUUGUACAAGUUGCUAAUUUAGCUUGUCCUUGGAAAUAAGCCUAAUGUUUCCUUUAGCAACUAGCAGCUAUAGGAAUCAAGUACAAAUUGUCAAGAUGAUUUGUAAUUUUAGAGAAUAACUUGGCGGCUUUUAUCAACAGCAUGUUCUAGGAGUUUAUACAGGAGGUUGGGCUGCUAAUGGUUUUAAAGGUGUUUGGCUGAGCACUUUCUGAAUUCUGUCUUCAUAGUGCCUUUUGAUUUUUUUCCCUGUCCUGAUUUUUCUUAUCUUUUGCUCUAAUUCACUUUAAUAACUGAGAGCUUCAAGUCAGUUGAUGGGCAAAUAUUGGGCAUUUCACACUGAUGUGCCAUUGGCUAUCUGGCCUGUGACUGGGGUGGGGAUGUUGACUGAGACCAGGUAUGGGGAAUCCAGCAGUUUGAUAUUUGAACACUGUUCUAAAAUGUUCCCAAAUGACCUUUGUCACCAUUUUCCUCUCCACUGCAAACUGCAACUGCAGUUGAGCAGCAGGUUAAGUAUUUUUCAUUUGUAAAGCUAUGUUUGUCAUGCCAAGUUUAAAAGUAUACUAGCAUCGCUAAGGUUUGUAUAACAGGUGUACUUUGAAUAUGAUGCGUGAGUCAACAAAGGGAUUAAUUCUUCAGGCUCUUUCAGUGAAUCCCUGCUAGCUGCUCUCUCUGCCCACUGCAGAGUAGAGCUAACUACAUGACCCUGCUUUUCUCUCCACAGCCAGUUUGCACCAUUCAGCCCAGCUCAUCCGCUCCAGCCAGACUAAUUAUAAACACACCAAUGGUUCUGCUGUGUCACUGGGGGAGCUGCAGAGUUUCACCUGCCCAUCUGGAUAAUGGGAGUUUGAUUUUUUUUUGAGCUGAACACAUCUGAUGACAUAACUGAGAAAUUCUAGUUCUUAAUGAACUUUGGUUUUUAAAGCUGUCUUGCAUUUUAUUAAAUUCUUUGCUUCUAUCACAAUCAAGCACUGUAAUAAUUUAUUUCUUAGGCCAUUUUGCUUUUUAAGUGAGACUGAUCAUGAAAAUUAGUUGCAAUUGAACCGAUGUUCAAGGUUACUGCUGUUCAGGCCUACUGCCUUCGAUCCAUGGAAAUGAUAGCUAUCACUGCUCCUUGCAUGGGUGAUCCCAGCCCAGUUACACUUUGCCAAAUCUGUCAUGAUCAAUAAGCCUGCUAUUUGGAAUUGUGGUGUCUCCUUGGCCACCUCCACAUUUUAUGUGCUAUUCAGGUGAUGUGACACUCAGGCCACCAAUGUGACAGUGGUGUUUGUAUGCCAGGUGUAGCCACCCAGUGGCCUGAAUCUGGCAGCUGCAAAAUUCCUGGUGGUACAGGGGCAUCUUGCUAUGGAAGAAGUUGAUGGGCAGGCUAAAUGAAUACAUGUCCUAAUACCUGUUGUAUGUUUCUUGCCUUUGUUAGCAAUGGAGAUUAAGAAACUUCAUGCAGAGAAAUUGAGGAUGUUGGUAGGUCAUUGUCAGAAUUCACCAGUCCAAGGAAAGAGGAACAUUUCCCAGAGUUGUCACUGGAAAGUUCUGGAGCCAGUAUGUGGGCAUUCACUACAAAUAUGGAGUAAGGUUAAAGUUAGUGUGUAUAAGUUGAACGAUGGAAAGGUGACCCUAUCUGGUUCCUGUUGCUAAAAUGGUGCAAACAGUCUCUGCAUGGCACAGAUAGUACCUCAAUGUUAAAGGAUGCCUCAGGGCAUCAAAUGAAAAGGCAGAGAUAGAAAUCAUUUGAUGAGAAUCUUUUGCUGAUCCAUCAACUGUUGAAGGACAGAUUAGUACAGAAACUCUGGAUUCAUUCAAAUGUUAGAAUUCACCAAAUGCAGCCUGGGGAUUGGUGUGGAUAGGGGCAUUAUGACAAUUCUGCAGACAAGAAGUCUGAGGACACUUCAAGCAGGUUCCAGAGCAGACAGGUAUUAAAGUUCACAGUCUAUUCCCUGGUAUCAUCUGCCCUAAUCUCUGUGGUGCUGGCAGUUCCUCCUCCACUAUCCCCAUUUUCUCUUUGCCAUGCCUGUGAUACAACACAUUGACAUUAAAUAUAUAUAAUUAAUUGUAAACAGCUGCUUGUCUGUUAAUUGAUGUUUGGUUUUGGUUUUUGUUUUGCUGAUUUGACCAGUUAGAGCUACCACCUAUGCAUUAAGUACCAUGACAAGAACGCAUCUGGUUCAGCACCUGUGCAAUCUAAUUUCCUGCUGACACUUUUAAGGACUGUCAAUAGAUCACUUGAUUUAAAGGAGACAAUAAUACUUCUUACUGAAGGCUAGUGAAGCCAAAUGGUGGGUAAUCACAUAUGUCUGGGGUUGACAUUGCUUAAACAUUUACAGCCUCAGAAACCACACACAAACUCAUCAGUAUUGGCAAGUGGAACCCACCCAUUAAGCCCUGGUAAUUGCAUCAGAAUGCAUGUGUUAUGAGGCAUCGAAUCUGAGCAAGAUUGAAACUACACAGUCUGUACCAAGUCUAGAUAACGUUGAGGAAUGUGUAGAAGGGAGCUGAAUAACAAAAUGGUCAGGGAUCUAAUUGAAGUAUGAUGAUUCUGGUUAGCCUCUGGGGUCAGAUUACAGGCAGUACUGGGAACCAGGAGGUUUGACUGUGAUGCGGGGGUUGGUCUGAAAUUAAAUUUUGUUUCCUGGAGUUCAGUAGCAUAUUAAUUUAACUUGUGCUAAGAACUCAUGAGACUAAUGAGAUUGAGCUUUCCACUACACACUGUCACCCAAACUAUCAAACUGUGUCUGAGAGCUUUUGACAAAUGGACCAGUUGAUUGUUUACUGUUUUUGAAUUGGUGUAUUAUCAUAAGCCUUGCAGACAUUUCAUGUAUAUAUUAAACAAAUCAAUGUUAAAAUGGAAAGGCCUGUGUACUUAUCCCUUGAUUCUCAAUGCAUUUGGUAGCUAGAAAUUAACUGUGAAUAAUAAAAUGCUGUGUAUUCUUCAUGAAGUGGUCUGGCUUU
Mobula hypostoma (lesser devil ray) is the source of this 4106-nucleotide messenger RNA. RefSeq names its product growth factor receptor-bound protein 2. Gene Ontology annotation, cellular component: nucleoplasm; plasma membrane; cytoplasm. The transcript is spliced from 5 exons. Gene Ontology annotation, molecular function: phosphotyrosine residue binding; epidermal growth factor receptor binding. NCBI's taxonomy places the organism in Eukaryota, Metazoa, Chordata, Chondrichthyes, Myliobatiformes, Myliobatidae. The record is from RefSeq and is a predicted model, not a curated record. The coding region runs from base 108 to 761 and encodes 217 amino acids. Gene Ontology annotation, biological process: regulation of MAPK cascade; signal transduction.